Molecule: messenger RNA, 1208 nt
Organism: Fimicolochytrium jonesii
Lineage: Eukaryota; Fungi; Chytridiomycota; Chytridiomycetes; Spizellomycetales; Powellomycetaceae
Product: snare region anchored in the vesicle membrane C-terminus-domain-containing protein
Exons: 4
Coding region: 289-1077 (262 amino acids)
Biological process (GO): vesicle fusion; endoplasmic reticulum to Golgi vesicle-mediated transport
Cellular component (GO): cis-Golgi network; Golgi medial cisterna; Golgi membrane
Molecular function (GO): SNAP receptor activity
Source: RefSeq, a predicted model, not a curated record
AAGUACGGCGAAAACUUGGGCGGAGGGCGUUCGUGUCCGAGUGCCUCGAGAAGCGAGGUGUGUUGCUAACGGCUUCCAAACAGAUGCGCUGCAUAAAGAACAAUAAACAACACCCACGUAGCCGCCGUCACAACUGUCCGCCUUUUGGCACCUUCCACUUUGGCCGCAAUCUGUCGUUCACCAACGACCAGCGAACCACCUACGAUCGAAAGAAACCGGAUACCUGAUACCCUUCCCUAGGGCUAGUCUCCAACCACUUCACACCUUCCCCGAGUCCUUCCCAACAUAAUGGCCUUCCGCGGAACACCCCACUACACCAGCGUUCCCGACACCAUAAUACCCAUCCCGGCUGCACCCACCCUCGGCCCCCUCGCAACCUCCUCCGCCUACGACCAGCACUCACCACCCCCAGCAGCAACAUGGGAGUCCCUGCGGCGGCAAGCGCGCUCAUUGGAGAACGAGAUUGAAGCUAAAUUGGCAAUGUACGCGCGGCACGGCACCGCGGGUGACGGUGGAGGCGCGGGACGGGCGGCGGCGAAUGGGGUGGAGUUGGAGGUUGAGCAUUUGAUCAAUAAGCUGACGUCGACGGUGAAUCUGAUGGCGCAAAGCCUGGAUAAUGCGCCGACGGGGAGCAAUAACCCGUCGAUGAUGCAUAUGUUGCAGCGGCAUCGGGAUAUUCUGUACGAUUAUUCGAAGGAGUUUAAGAAGACGAAGGCAAACAUAAUCGCCGCCCGCGACCAUGCCGACCUCCUCUCCGGCUCUUCCACCUACAAAUCCCCCGCCGCAGCCUCCUCCAGCACCCAGGACUACCUUCUAAACGAACGCGGGCGCAUCGACGGCACCCACCGAGUUGCCGACGAGGUGCUGCAGGCGGCGUAUGCCACGCGCGCGGACUUGAAUGACCAGAGAUCGAUGCUGUAUGGGGCGAAGGGGCGCGUGGGCGGUGUUUUGGCCCACUUCCCCCUCGUCAACGAUCUCAUGUCCCGCAUCAACACCCGCAAACGCCGCGACUCGCUCAUCAUGGCCGGCGUCAUCAGCUUCUGCAUCGUCUUGCUGUUUUGGUACAUGCUGCGAUAGACCCCAACCGCCCACCUCUCUUCCCGGCCUCCGCUUCUUCCCGCUGCGACACUUCCCCAAUUUCCGAGCGAAUCGCACGGGAGGGACACACAUUUUUGGUUUAUUGAUGGAUUUAACUACCUGGUUGGACG